Molecule: messenger RNA, 14556 nt
Organism: Toxoplasma gondii ME49
Lineage: Eukaryota; Apicomplexa; Conoidasida; Eucoccidiorida; Sarcocystidae
Exons: 5
Coding region: 1-14556 (4851 amino acids)
Source: RefSeq, a predicted model, not a curated record
AUGGAGGUCCGCGGCGCUUCAGGAACCGCGGCUUGCCGGGCCUCUUCCGCGCGACAAGACUUGGACGAGGUGCCGUCUCUCAAGCGUCGCAGAAUCUCGUCUGUCUGCUCUCUCGUUUCUCCUCGUGACGCUCUUGAUUCCUCAAGUAAAAAUGGUAGCCGCUCUCGUGGAGAGUCCUUUGCAUCGCAGUCUCUUCUUUGUCCUUCUCCAACCACGUCGUCACAUGCUUUGCCUUCCGUGGAGAGAACUGAGGUCCUUCUCCAGACACCUUCGAGAGACCGCACCAGCCUUGCAACGGCUUUCUGCAUCUGCUCAGGAGACGGGCGUACGUCUCCCUCGAUGGCGAAGGCCCCCGCGGUGAAUGCCCUCGGUCUUUGUCGCGCAGCUGUCCCCUUCCAGUCAUCUCCUUCUACAUCCUCCGCUUCGUCUCCACUCGCCUCUUCUCCUCCUUCUCACGUCUGCUCUUCUUUGGUAACUAGGACUGAGCCUGCGGCAUCUGCCGCUGCCUCUCACACUCGCCACAGGGGACGAGACUCUGGACCCUGGCCUCCUGCCGGCUCGGCGGCGUCUCAAGCCAGACUCACAACGCCAGGUGAAAAAACGCUUCCCUCGCCUAGCGACAGAAAACAGCUUCCUGCCUUCUCUGCCCUGUCGUCGUCUGCCCACUUCUCCGGGUUUUUUCUUGGGCGAGGUGGAAGUUCACCGCGAGGAGGCCGCAGUGCGUCUCCUCUGUCUCGUCGACCGGACAAUGGCGAGAGAAAGGGCCUCAGCGCUCUCGGAGGCAAGAAUCCCUGCCAAGAUCAUGGAACGAAAGAGGCGAGGAGGGAACGCACAUGUCGUGAAAAGGACGAAAUGACGCUGCACAGAGACACCUCGUCUUUGGACGACAUGCAGGAAGAGACACAGCGCUCGAGCAGCCGUUUGAGGCGGCAGCAGCAGACAAAGGGAGCGCACACCAUGUCAACGAAUGCGCGCGAGGAGAGACCAGCUGCAGCCUUCAACGCGAAACAUGAAACAGCCGACGGGGGAGGCGAAGAUCAAGGCAACGAACGCGAGGAAGACAGUGAGAACGAAGAACGGGACUCUCGACGAGGUUGCGUCUGCGACCGCACGUCUGCAGACGGAGAGCGAAGGCCAGAAGCUGAGGCUAUGGCGAAGAAGGGGAGAUGCCGAGAUAGAGUCGAGGAGCGGGAGAGGCGGAGAGAAAGCAGGGAACAGAGAAGAAGCUUCUUGUCUCCUUCCCACUCCGCUUCUGUGUCGUCCGCUUCGUCAGAGACCGAACGAGAGAAAUGGAGGACAAGCAGAAGGCGAGAAAUAAACAGAUGCUCUUCGUCGGUCGCUCUUUCCUCGUCGUCACCAUCGGGCGUGGAGGAAGAGGUUGGAAGCGAAGAGGAAGACAGUGAAUAUUUUCUCCUUCCUCUUCAGCAGAGGGAGGAAGAGGUGAGAGACGCAAAACGUCGCCGCAGCCGACAGCAGCUCAGGAGCUUUUCUCACACACGGGAAGAGGCAGAGUCGGCUUCAAGUUACUACUCCUCUCGAUCGCGAAGACGCCGCAGACGAAGAGGAAGAGAGCAAAUGGAGGACAAAAGCUUAGGUGACUCUGAACAGUGUUCCCGAGAGGAAAGCGAGAACACAUCCGCCGACGAAGAAUCAGAGGAGUCAACCUGCAUCGAGUACGACGCAGAAGACUGGACCUCGUCUUCGGAUUGGGAAGUGGAUGCUAUGGACAGAUCUCGGUUGUCGCGGCGGUUUCGACGCUACAUUUCGCCUGCGUCGACGCAUGGCUCUCUCGAUCCUCAUGAUCUCUCCGUCUCUAGCGCUGCGAUGAGACAGGCCUUCGCGAGAAGGCUCUCUUGCUCCUAUCGGGACAGCGCUUUGUCUUUUUCCUACAUGGACUGGCGGCGGAAACGACCUGCCUGCAUGUCCUGCCGAACUACGCGGUCUCCGUCUCUGUAUCUUCUGUCUGAGGGGCUUGUGGCUUCCUGCGACUUCGCCCGCAGUCGCAAAGCGCCAGCGGCUCUCUGGCGCGAGUCAGGUGUGGCAGGUGAAGAAGAGGCGACGAGGCUCAGGCGAUGGAAGGCAGGGAGGGCGGGAAGAAGGGAAGGAGGCAGGGAGCCGAAGAGACGCAGAGACAGGGACAGUCACUCGGAUCGGCUGUCCUCUUCGUCCCCACAUUCGGCGGACAGCGCAAGUGACAUCGAUGCAUGGGCGUCUCUCUCCUCUCGAGGGCGCGCCUCUCAGCAGAGGCGACGAGAGUGGAGAGGAUCGGAGAAGGUCGGAGACAGAGGUAGGCGACAUGGGGGGUGUGGAGAAGAGGGACACUCUUCCUCUUCUGGUUCGACUGAGGAAGAGUCCGAGGCAGAGCGCGGGCGAGGCAAUGGCUUCCUCAGGAGUCUCAACGAAGAGUGGAGCACCGAGGAGGGUGAAAACAGCGAAAGUGGAGGAGCGAGAGAAUGCCCAGAGAGAGAAAGCGAAGGCUGUGAGGAAGAAGAACUUGUGUACUGUGAAGUGACAUCCUGUGAAGGGACCCUAAGCCGCUUCGGGAGGGCGGCCAGGGCACGAGAGAUCGACGGCGCGCGGGCGGAUCCCGACGGAAAGCACACCCGAGCGGGCAGCGGGGACAGGAAGGAGGACAUGCCGGAUUUUGACAGAAACGCAAGUGGACUGGCCUCUUCUUAUGGAAGCAGCGGAUCGAUUCUCAGACGAGCUUCCGCCAAGGACGCGGCACGAGCACAAGAGAGACGCGAGGCUGACAGCGAGGCUGACGACACCGACGAGGCGACCCUGUCUCAUGGCUACGAGGUGGCAAGGGGAGAAGCAGAGAGAGUUCCAGAGGCCUCGGCAAGCGCCGAAGGCCGGGGGGAAGGUGAAGCGACCCACAAGAGACUGCUGGAGAGACCAUCUGAUAAAGACCGAAAGGACAGGAGACGAGAGGCAGAGGCAGACCUGAGAGGGGAGAGAGGAGGCCGACCACGGAGUCGAAGAAGAGGUGAACGCGGUGGAGAACAUGGGGAAAGUGAGAGAGCGCGAGAGAGCGAGGGGAGGCAAAUCGACAAGCAUGCAGAACUGGUGCCGCUAGAUGCUUACCGUCGAAGGGGGCGUGCUUUCACAAAGUGGCACAAGAGGACCGAGCCUCCGCCAGUUGCAGGGCGAGAAGCAAGACGAUAUCGGGCUCUUUCUCCGAGGCAAGAAAGACGCAAAAGGCACCGUUUGAUGGCUGCGGCCAACAGGCUCAUCGCGCUGGCAUCGGGGGCCUUUGAAGGCAAGGAUCUCCCGGAAAACCUCUCUCAGCGCCAGACAGUCUUCGAGGAGUCACCGCGGGGACAGCUGGACCAGAUGGCUUUCCUCGAGGCAUCGCGCUGGCUGGAAGAAGUCGAGAAUCUCCACCACUGCGAGGACAUGACAGUGAUCUUCCAAGCUGUCGUUUUCCACCCACACUUGUCGGAGCGGGUCGUCGCCGCACUCGCCGUCUGGAGUGUUGCCUGGCUCCUCCCUUCGCUCCUUCCUUUCUCGGCAGUUCCCGCGGCAGAGACACCCAGAGGCCCAUUCAACUUCGGGGCGGUGCUCGCUCUUCUUCUUCCCUCGUUCUACUCUCCAGCCUCUCUGUCCUCUUCGCCAUGCUCCUUGCACCCAGCGAGGCGAGCCGCGCAAGAAUCGAAACGGGGACGCGAGCCGAAAAAUGUGGACGCUGAACAGGUGGAAAGAAACGGAGAGAGAGGGGAAGCCGAAACGCCUUCACAGCCUCAAGUGACACGCACAACCUGGGCGGGUCCGCCGCCAGCAGCGAAUUGUCGGCUGCGGAGCAUGCGCUGCAUGCUUCAGGCCUUCCUUUUCUCUCGACCGUCGUUCGCUGUUGUCUUUCUCGCGUAUUUCGCUGACUGUCUCGACGAUCAACACUCUUCACACAAAACAGGUUCCUCUUCGUCCGUCGCUUCCUUGCCAGUCUCUUCUCCUGUCUCCCCUUUUGCGAGUCCUUCUGCACUUUUUCGUCCUGCUGUCGCUCCUCUCUCCUCGUCUCUGUGGACCGCGUCUUCGUGUGUCUCUUCCGGGAGCGCUGGGACUCCGCGACGCGGCCCGGCUGAGGCCAGGAGACGGGGCAGCGGAGGCGCUGAAGCAAGCAGGAAGCGCGUCGCCGCGUUUCUUGCGUCAGUCGCAGGAGAGGGCGUCGCUUCCGGAAAGAGCGGGAUGACGGUUGGCGUCUGCCCCCAAGACUUUCUGCUGUUUUUCUCCAAGAACGAAGAACACGAAAAAAAGGAGAACGCACAGGCCCUGAAACGCAUCGAGGGGCAAGACUCGCCCUUUAUCCUUUCCUCUCUGUCUGCUCUGUCGUCGCCCGCGUCUGUCCCUUCUGUCUCCUCAUUGCCUCCUCAAGGUUACUGGCGCGGUAGAGAGGCAGUAGAGAAAACAGGGGCAGGCGCCAACGUAGGAAAACCGACGCUCACCAAUAACGAGGCGACGCAAGCUUCUGAGCAUUUGACAGACACUAAUGUGGUUGAGGAGAAAUGCAGUUGUGUGACUUCGGCGACGAACACAGAGUCCCCUGGAAGAGUUGAGAGGACGAUUGCCUCCUCGGUUUUGUCAGACGUUCAUAUCAACUCUCCCUCGGUCCGUCUGUCCAUGGCCCGGUCUCGCUUUCUGGAGUCUGUCGAGGCGGAGGCCGAAGCCAGGGCUGCGAGGCUUCUCAUGCGUCUGCAGCUCUCUCGAGUGUUUCAGGAGACCCUCUGGAACGCGCCUCUUCUUCGUGCGUUCCUCCUCAAUCUUGCACUCGGUUUCCUGCUCAGAGGCUCGCGUUGUUCGUCUAAUUGUCUCUUCUCUGGGCACUCCACGUCUCCGUCUGUCUCUUCUUUUCCCCACUUGCCCUGCUGGCUUUGCUUGCAGGGCCAGUGUGGGGGGCCAGUCGCCCUGUGUGCGUCUCGCAGGCGCCUUCUAGGUCCUUUCUUCCUUCUUCUCGACUCUCCCGCGCGUGUCUGGAACUUCUACAUCUCGGGGCUUGCUCGAUCCGCGUCUGAGCCUUCCCUAGAGUCGGCGCGGUCUCUUCUUGUGUCAAAAAACGGAGACGAAACGAUCGGUAGAGAGAACGAGGCAAGCGCGGCGAACGCGGAGAAGGCGCGAACCGCGGCAGAGGCGCCUUGCGGGGGCGGAGUUCCCGACGGAAUGCCGCCCUCCUGGAAGGAGUCAGGAUCAGGGAUGCGUUCGUCUUUCUCCGGCGUCUGUUCUCCCUCUCUACGGAGCGUUCUUGUGUGUGUCAGUCUCGCAUGUGAGCAACCUGCUUCGAGUUUCAGACACCGCGACGCGCGAUGUGCGUCUCCCUCCACUGUCGCUCCUGCGCCUUGCUUGGAGUCUCCGGAUUCCUCUCUCUUUGAGUACCUGGGCGCCUUCGCUGAUCCUGAAAACGUCGCUCGCGUCCUCGAUGCGGUUUUCCUUCAUCUCGGCGUCUCCUUGCUGUGGCUGCUUUCCGUUCAAGGUUGUCUAGUGUCCUUGUCAAAACUUCAUCACCCGUCACCUUCCUCCUCUCCCCCUGGUACCUCUUCCCCGUCUCGCCCACCUGCGUCCGUCUCCGUUUCUCCUCCUUUCUCUCCGUCUCUCUGUUUGCUCUCUUCUUCUCGGCCUGUGGUGCGAGAACUGAGGUCGCUCGCUCUCGCUGUCAUGGAGUGGAUGCGCCAUGUGGCUUCUGCCCGCCAGCAUGCGGUUUUGACUUCUCUGCAUUCGCGGGCAUCCUCUCUUCUGGCCUCACCAUGCGGACCAUCGCGUCUCUCCUUCUCGCCGCUUGCGUCCAGCGGUUUUUCCCUCCUGGGCCUCGCGGCACCUCUCGCCGCCUCUGCAGGCGACGCCCUUCUGCAGGCUCCAGCGCCGCGCCUGUGCGCCUUCUGCGCGACGUUUCCGCCUUCCUGCGUAGGGCCUUGUUCAGCGAAGCUGGCUGCCCCGUUGGCUGGCGAGGUUCCAAAAGAAAAACGAGAGACGUUUCCAUCCGACAGAGAAGCGAAGGAGCAGCGGCAUAAAAGCGGCGAGACGCAGGGCGAAGGCCUGGGAGAAGAGCCAAGCGACGCCCACGGGCGUUUGGACGAGAUGCGUCAGGCCGCAGAAAAGAGGGCAGGAAGAGACAGUCUGAAGAUUCUCUGGGAUCUCUUCGUGGGUCAGGAGACGCGACGCCCUGCACAAGGCGAGACGUUUGACAACGAGCAACAGGACAAGAUUUCGACGGCCAAGAGGUCUGCCGCAUGUGCAUCGUCUUCGCCGCCGGCAGGCGAUGCGGUGGCGAUCGACUCUGGAGCCUCCCGUUUCUCUUCCGUAUCCUCUGGGGAAAAAGAAGAAGACCUUCUGCAUUUGAUUUUCGGCGCCCUCACAGGCGGCCCUAGUAGCGUGUGCCUCAGUUCUUCCUCUCCCUUCCCCCAGCCUUCUCCCUUGUCGGAUUCGUGCGUCUCCCCGCCUUCCUUCUCUUCGCCUGCCUUAUUUGCAACGUCGGUGGCGAACGGCUUCGUUGGCCUCGACAGCUUAGUUUCUCGGCUUGCUCCGGCGACUAGAGUCGAAAGCGGAGGGGGACAGCGAGGAGAAGAUGUCGCGAGCGAGACUGUCUCUCCUCUUGAAAUACCUGUGCAGCCUCCUUGCCUCUCUAAUACGUCGCCUCGGUGGCUCGCUUCUGCCCGUUCUUCUCUGUCCCUGCCUUCUGCCUCAGCCUCUCCCGGCUGUGCGCUUCUGUCUAUCUUCCUCCGCUCCGCUGCCGUUGGCAUUUACACGAGACUCGGGAAGCUCGAGCGUCUCCUGCGUUUCUCGGCCGACUUCACCAAGAGCGCUCACCAUAUUCUUCUGCAUGCGGCCUGUCUCCGGAAGCGGUCCAACGGAGAAGCGGGGAAAAAGCCAGGAGACUCCCGAGGCGACUCCGAACGCGAGACAGCCACGAGGUGCCCGGAGAGGAGAGGCUGGGACCGAGCGAAGGAGAGCGACGAAGGCAUCGGGAGCAGGGCUCCGUCGUCGAGACCGCAACUUUUGCGUGUCAGAGGAUGCACCUGCCUAGCGUACGGGGUCGAGGCGAUCGGGGACGUUUGUUUCUCGAGAUUUCCUUCCAACGCCUGUUCCUCUGUCAGCGCAGCUUCGUCGCGAUGUCUCCCAUCUCUUUCGCUGGCUCCUUCGCCCAUGGCCACAGGGUGCGGGCCUUUCGCCUCCGGCUGCCUGCCUUCUUUCAGCUCUGCGGACGUCGCCUCUUUAGUCUCCUUGAGUCUCCCACUGCCUCUCGCUCUCCACACCUGCGCCGCCGCUGCUCUUGCCGCGCCGUCUUCUGUUUCUCUCGCUUUCAUGUGCAUUUCACUUCCUUGCUCUCCCAACGCCUCUCCCUCGACGGCCGCUCCUCGUCCUUCGUCUGCACUGUCUACGGCCGCUUGUUCGCCCUCAGACUGCUCGCGGAGUUCUGCGUACGCAGCUUCACCUCGACCACCCUUUCUGUUGAGGGGACGCGAGGGGGAUGCUGAAUGCGAAACGAUGUUGGACGCGUGUCUCCUCACGCCUUUCCUCCAGGGCUCCGAGGAGACACCUGGGCGAGCAGGAGCGGGAUGGACAGAACCCAAGCAAGGUGAAAUCGCCGAGACGGCAAGCCAGAGGAGAGAACGCGACGUAGAUGACGCGAGGCCAGCCCUGAGGAUUCUUCCUUCUGUUCCUUUCCUUCGACUCUGCAUUUCACGCAUGCUUCUUCGUCUUCUUCCCGAUGCUCAUCCUCAGCCUGCCACACUGUCGACGCCUCUCGUGUCGAUGUCCCCUCGGUCUCCUUUCUCUUCCUGCUGUUCCUCGUCUCUCCAUCCUUCUUCUCUCUUCAUGGGCGACGGAGACUGGCAGUCGUCGCCGUCGCAAAGUCAAGAGACAUAUCCGGGGCAAAUCCCUUCUGUUCUCCCAGCUCCAGUGUCCCUCCUGCCUCGUUGUGAUCACCUGGUCUAUGCGAACCUCUACGACGCUCUCGCAGCUGAGGACAGCCCUUGCGGUCCGCAGAGACGGCCCAAGACUUCGGUCCCCGCAGAUUUCUCUACUUCUGCGUCCUCUGUUUCCCACGUUCACUGCGACGUCUCCCCUGUCCCAGCGGCGCACCCUCUCGCCCAAGCAGCCCGUGUUGUCUUUCCAUCUGCUUCUGCAAAGGGAACGUUGCUGUCUCUCCAUCCCGCGUCCACCUCGCGUUCUCCGGCUUCCCUCGCUGUCUCUUCGUUGCCUCUUUCCUCGUCUCCUGCGGCCGCUCUCUGGUUGCCUUCGACCUGCUGCUACGCGUUGUUUUCGCGACUUCUCUGGAGGGAAAUAUCGUCCGAGGACAAUCUGCUUCUCGAGGUCGGCUCCUGGUUGUAUCCAGACGAAAAGAAUGAGGACUGGGACAUUUUCCUGUCCCCCGCCCUCGUCGCUCCUCCACCCUCAGCUGGUCUGUCGAAGGCUUCGCCCCCUGUCUCCUCAAGGCGCGCGGAUUCGGAGACACUCGGGCGCUCCAUGGGGCCGUGUGGCCAGCACGCUUCAGAGGCGAGAGAGCCUCUGCAAGGAUCCCAGGUCGCUGUUCUAUCUGCAAAAGAAAUCUACCUUUAUCGGUCGGAACUUCUGCAGGCUCUCGCCGUUACCCUGGCGCUUCCGCUUCUUCUCCCGCCCCGCAGAGGCCGUGAAAGGCGCGACGGGCGUCGUUUGAGAGUACCUGGAGGAAGGCCGGGCGAAGCCAGGGGGCGUUCCAAGAAGGCAGGCAGACACUGGAAACGCAACGGCCGCACAGAAAGUCGAGGAAAGCCUCGCAGGGAGGCUCGAGGAACCGAAGCAACAGACUCUGGUUCGAGUGUCUCUUCUGCUGAAGGGCAGAAAUUCGGCGGAUACCGGGUUUCCAUGCGCUUCUACGCACCUCAAAACGGAACGCGAGACCCAGGACGCGAGCCAAGACAGCGAGAAUCGCCUCAAGAUGAAGACGGUCCGAGAGAACGACAAGGACUGCCGGCCCGGCUGCGGGACCCAGGUGACGUGGAGCUGGGUCCACAGAUGUCUUCUCUAUCGACUGAGCAAGGCGAGAGUCGAGUUGAAGGACACCAUACGCGGAAAGGCCUCGCCUGCCCUCAUGGGAAGAGAAGGUAUCAGCAGAGCCGAACGCGCCUGCGGGCUUUGACUGCGUUUUCGGUAGAAACCCACCAAGGCCCUCCGCCGCCCCUGACCUCCCCAGCGUUUCUGCUGCGUCUCUGCCGAUUCACGGCGUUUCGAGUUCUGAGCGCCUUCCUCGAGAAGCGAGACAGAGAGGCGUAUGUGGAGACACUUGAGAGGGCGAUGCAUGAAGCCGUCUGCGGCGAAAGCCGAUUGACGGAAGGCGAGAAGGCCCACGGAGCUCCCGACGAGGCAGGCAGCGAACAGAGUGAACCGCGAACGGCAGAUGCUCAGAAAGAAAGUGAGGAUGAAAGAGAAGAACCUGGGGACAAAGGAGACGAAAGCGACCAGUCCAACGCCAGGGCUGGCCGGGAGAAGGACAAGAAGAGGCGGCACGAUCUUCACUUUGGCGUCGCGGACACAGCGAGAAAGAAGUCAUGCGCAACUGAGGGAAAAGCCGAUCGCACUGGUGAAAGAAGACCGUACGGGGAGAACGCCAGGGUCGGCUUUGAUGACGAAUGCGUUCACCUCUCAAGGGCAGAAGAAUGCUACAGGAGACGCGGCAGCCGUCUCUGCGAACGAAUCGAGGAGGCAAGCGAGUCAAGCGCAGACGAAGACCUCGACAGCGAAGCCGGCGAAGGCCGCGCAGAAUCCAAGGCGCGCAUGCGCUUCACUGCCUCUUGCGGAAGAAGGGAACAGAGGAGGCAGGCGGCAUGCCGCUCCGUGGUGCCUUUUCCCUCGCUCAAUGGCGACGGUAGAAGACGAGACAAAACGGACCCGACGGGCUCCCGCCGUUUCGCUUCUUCAGGCUGCAGCGUUCAUCUGGACGAACGUCUCCUUCGCGCUAACUUCUUCUCCUUACCUCUCCCGUCGCGCGCAUUCUUCUCUCUGGAGUCAGACCCUCGAGACGACGAAUCUGAGAGACUGCCGCCGACUCGAAACGACCCCUGCGGUGUGUUCUCGCCUUUCUGUCUUGGUCGUGACCGCCUAGCGAUCGAAAUGUUGCUGGAGUCCCCCAUCCCUGUUUCUUCUUCGCCCUCGAGGCCCCCUCCUGCUUCACCUUCUCUCGUGUCCUCUUCACCUACCCUAGAUCAUCAUCGCAGCGGCUCUCCUUGUUCUCAGAGCUCCUCGUCUCUUCGUUCUCCUGUCCCUUCUCUCUUUUCACCCGGUUCACCGUCUCUAACCUCUUCAGCCGCUUCCGCCGCUUCGUCCCCUUGUCGAGGGACAGCCUCCUCGGCUUCUGCGUCGUUUCCGGAGCGCUUAGAGGAAGGCGGUAAGCGCGUAGAGAAAGGUCCGGUCUCCCAGCCGCCGUCUGGUAGAGCCCCGGCUCCUUCAUCCGAUGUGCCUCUGUGGCCGGUGGAGAGUCUCCAGGCUCACGGUCUCCAGUCUUGUCUCUCUCUCCUUGACGCGCUCCGAACUGUGGGCGCCUCUCUCUCCUCGUCGCCGCCCGCCGCCUCGGCUUUUGCCGCACUUCCGGGGGGACCGAAGGCCUGGCGCAGUUUCUUUGCAUGCACAGUCGACCGGCUUCUCGAGGAUUUGCUUUUCGUGCUUCUCCCGGGAAACGCAAAUCGCGUCGCACCGGCCGGUGGCCCCGAGGCUCUCGGCUGUCCGUUUCCUCGUGCCCGUGAGUGGGGAGACGAAGAAGAGGGUGGCGCAUUCUCCAGCCAAGAAACAUGUACGGGGAGAAGCGAGAGACAGGCUAGAGCCUCGAGGGCCGCAACGCGGAGAGACGCCGAAAGCACGAAGUCGCUACGCGAAGCAGAAGAACAAGAUCGACAGAGGCGCAAGCCGCUCGUCUCGUGUUUGGACCGAAGAAGCGGGGGACGCAGCCAGAGGUAUCGAGGUGACUACUCAGACUCGUGUGAUGAACAAGAAGAUUGGGCCCAGGAGGCUACAGAGCCGCGCCAUGAGUCGGCAUUUCAUGAUUUCCGCUCGCAUUCCCCGCGCAGGCAUGCAGAUCGUUUGAUGGCUCAGGAUGUCGAGUUUUCCGACACGAGCAGCGAGCCUCGGUCGCCGCCUCCUCUGUCUUCUGAUCACGAGGCCUCUUCUCGACCUCGAAAUGCCCUCUCGUCUUCGUCGCCUCGCUCCGCUCUUUUUAGCGCGGCCGUUCUGCGUCUAAAUCGAGUAACGCAUCCGCUUUUCUCCCCCCUAGUUCUGCACCUUCUGGUGCGCCUGCUUUCCUCGAGUUCCGCGCGGCGGCUCCCUGUGUUCUUCUCUCGCUUGGCCGCGAGGCUGGCCCUGUGGCCCGCGCCCCCGCUUCUCAGGAGUCUCCUGGAAGAAAGACGAAAGGAGGCGAGAAAAUCGCGGCAGCACCGAGAGUGCAGUCAGCCAGUGGCCGAGCACGCCGCAAACGCAGUGAGAGAAGGAGCAGACGACGAGGGAGGACGAGAGGUUCUUCUUCUUCCUGCAAGAAUGGCGAUUGCCCUCUGUCGCCGGUGCCUCGGUGCCUGUGAAGAAGAGGGGCUCGUGUUGCUUCCGUGUGUAACCCCUCAGAUGCCGGUUGGAGCCGAGAAGACGAACAAUACAAAAAUGGAAGGAACGACAACUGGAGAGGAUCCGAUGAAGUUCACUUUACCGCAAAGCGACGAGGAUGGGUGGCAAACACAGAUGCCUAACGGGAUCCUCUCCUCGUCAGCGUCGCUUUCUCUCGCUUCCUCGUCUGGUGCUGUCAGGUCCGCUCGCCGCUUUGUGGGACAAGGGGUCUGCAUUGUGUCUUGGGAAGAAAAGGAAGAACAUGCAGCAGAGAAAUCGCUUGCACUUCUCAUCGAUCUCCUUUCGGGCCUUCGCCUGGCUCUCUGGGCGGCGCUGGAGUGCUGGAAGGAAACGGUAUUCCACUUCUUUCCGAUGCCUUUCCUGCAAGCUCCCGCAGCGUCACCUUUGUCGGAGUCGCCCGCUCCACCGUCUCCGCCGUCUGCCUUUCCAUCUUUCCAUUCCGGUCCUCUGCCUCGUGCAGGUUCUUCGGUUCUUCCCGGCCACCGUGCCGCUCACUCUGCUGCAUUUUCCGCGUUUCCAUUCUCAGACCUUUCUUUUUCACGCUGGUUUGCUCCCUCGCUGAGCGCCUCACAUCGCUCUCUUUCCGCCUGUACGUCGGCCCUGUGGGGUCUCCGUCACGGGUCUGAAGGGGGCGCACCCUGGGUGCCUUCGCCGCAGGGCAAGCAUGGACUUCAUGAACAAGCAGAAACCUGGCGUCGAGGAGACACAUUGGAGGGCAGUGCUCGGCACACAGGCCCCACCGAAAGAUGUCACAGUCUGUUGAGUGUCGCGCUGGAGCUCCAGGAAGUCUUCGCCACGCUUCAGCUGACUCUCCAGAAUCUUUCUAGUGCCGCUGUAUGCUUCUGUCUCUCUAGGCACACACAGGCAAGACCGGAAGCAGAGCCAAAGAAAAAUUUGAAUUUCACAAGACUUUCCGCUGGGAAAGGACAGAGCGAACCGGAGAUGGUCCGGUGUGGGUGGAAGGAAAGGAGUCGGGGAGAGGACUGUGGACGAAAAAACGACCGAGAAAUGUCAGACGCCAUGGAUAACAGGCCGCCUGGCUCCUCAGAUGGAAACGCGAUUCCGGUUUCUCGCAGCUGCUGUGAAGAAGAGAACCGCCUCAUGGCCAACGCAAAACAGGAAGGAGGGUACACGAAAAUGGAGUGUGGAAUUUCUGUCGACAAGUUCCGGAGCUCUUCUCUAUUACCGGAACAGUGCGGACGCGCGCCGGAACAGGUGGGGAAAUGUGGAAGCGAGGAGACAAAUCCUCAAGUGGUGAAUAUCGGGACGGUUGCUCAAGACAUCCGAAAGCAAAAAAAGCGCUUGGCACUGCUCCGAACCGCGGAGGAGUUUGUCCGAAACAGUGUACAGACAACCGCGUUUCUCGACCACAUCUCGCGCACAGAACUCCUGCCUCUCGUGACUCAGUUCGCCUCUGUUUCUAUUCCGCGAGCCGAAUGUGUUGGAGGCACAACAACGGAGGACGGGGUGUCUUCUGAAGGCAGGGAGUUACAAGAAGAAACGACGAAGAAAGACCAACAAGCGAACAGAAACAGUGACGCGGAGGAUGAACGAGAAGUCUCUGACACUCUGAAAAAUAGUCCGCCAGUGGGCUUAAACGUCGAGGGAACCCACACAAGCUUGGGACAAGGCAGGCACGGAGCAUCCUCCGGAGAACGGGGCAAACACAGGGGAGUAGACGGAACGGAUGCUCGAAGUAUGAGAGAAAUGAAUAAAUGCCAACUUCCUGCGCGUGAACACAGUACUGAGCCUGACGAGGGCUCGACAUGCCGGGAAAGAGGAACAGAAAGCGGGGACCUUGAAGAAGACCCGGAGCCCGGCUGCUGUCCACAAAUGAGUCCCUGUUCGUCUCCUUUGAACAGCAACCAGGGUUCUCCUUCUGAACCUCAGCUUCCGAAAGCGGAAACCAUCACUGCUGCGUUGGAGAUGGAGAAGCACGGAGAGGAGUUUUGUCGCCAGGGUGUCUCAGCUCGUUUGAACAAACAGGCGAGCGAUAUACGCGCGCGUCCUACGGCCUGGUCCGCCGGCGAUCUUUUGCAUUCUCUUACCUCUCGCUGGACACUCGAGGCUAAAGAGCUCGCCCGCCUCCGCAGUCUCCUUGCGGUCGGAUCUCAGAACGACCUCUCGGAAGAGGACAACAUGGGAAGCGACAGCGGGGGCUCUGAGACUAGCGGGCGACGGGCAAGAACUUUUAGGUCAAGUGUGCCCGUCUCUGCUCCCUUCACAACCUCCACGGCAACUGCUUGUGAGCCUCAGUGGCAACAAGAAAAUAAAGACGAUGGACACACAGGUCGUUUUCUCGAUUUCAGGCAAGGGCGAGAGCGUGAGGAGAGGCUGACUACUAGGGCGGUAGCGACAUCAAAAGGGCGAAACCACGAUAGCUCGCCUGCAGGUUUCCCCGAAGACGAACGUUCGCACCUGUUUGAGACCAAAGAAGGAAGAGAGGGCCAGUCACCGUUCCGGCCGUCCUCAGUCUCGUCUUUCGAUCUGUAUGGUAGGAGGGAAGGGAGACGACGGCGUGACGAAGCUGAGAGAGACGAGACGGAAGAACGCGAGAGUACGGAAGAAGAAGAAUUCGCACACUUGAUGAGUGAACUCGUCGAUCCAACUUUCACAGACCCUAUGAGUGUGGUCGAUGAGCCACCUCCUUGGCUGUCGAGGCUGUCUGAGACAGACAGCGGGAUCAUCGGAGAGGCAACGGCUGAUUACUCGUCGCCCGCCGUCUUUCGCACCGGAUUCAACCGUAGCGAGCAUUCGGAGGAAACCAAACGGGAAAAGCCUAGCCUCAGCGGAGACUCAGAGACCGCGAGGGGCCACCAGCUUUUUUCCGCUCCAGGCGAAGUUCCUGGAGGCGGCGAUACGAGGCAGCGCACCCUCAAUCUUCUUCGCCCGCGAAAAAUCCGUCCUGUUUGGUUUUCCUUCAUUAACUCUCUCUUCAACCCUGGCUCAGUUCCAUCGGCCUUCAGACGUGGCGAAGCCAAGUGA